UGAUUCAACCAAGGUUGUGGUUUGCUAGCGAACAUUAAAUCGGAACAUUGAAGCGUUUAAGACACAUCUUGUGUAUAUUAUUCUUAGUGUUUUAAACACAAUUCUGUUUACAUAUCUACUCGUUCAUUGAAACGUAGAUUGCUUGUUAAAUUAGCUAAUGUGGUGAAUUGAUACUGCACGAGGCUAAUCGCCCGAAACAUGAGCUCACUAAUCUCGACGGAGAAAGAAGCUCUGAUGAAAGGAGAGGAAGAAGCUUUCAGGAUGAAAACGGAGGAAGAGGAGGCUAUCGCAUUGAAAGAAGAAGAGGAUGAUAUUACAGUGAAAGAGGAAGAUGGGAAAGAGGUUGUGGAAGAGGAGGAGGUAGAAGCUUUCAGAAUCAAAAAGGAGGAAGGUGCCAUAACAUUGAAAGAAGAGGAAGAACCUUUUGGAGUAAAAGAGGAAGAGGAGGCUAUCUCAAUUAAAGAGGAGGAGGAAGACGUUUUGGGAGUGAAAAAGGAUGAGGCUGAAGAUUCGAUUAAGACCAGAGAGAGACAUGACUAUGGUGGAUCCUCUGGGAAGCCUCAACAACAUCCUGAUGCUGACGAGGAAGAGAAGAGUCUCUCCAGAUCAGAACACCAGAUGGACAAUGCUAGCCCUUCCUCCCUCCCAGAGUCCCCGUGUUGUGCCUCUCCCGGUAGCACGUUACUGGGUAUGAAGAGGUUGUCUGUGCUGCUGGUGGACUGCAGGAAAACAACGGGGCUGAGUGGAACUGUGAGAGGAGGAGAAGAGAAUAAAGGAUCAGAUUUAACUCAUCAAAGAGAAAGACCAGACUCAGUGGAACCAGAGCCAGGAACGUCCAAACCAGCAAGAAGACACCAGUGCUCCCAGUGUGGAAAGAGUUUCAACCGGUCAGGACACCUGAAAGCUCAUGAGCUAGUGCACACAGGGGAGAAGCCUUACCACUGCUCCCAGUGUGGCAAGUGUUUCAACCAGUCAGGACACCUGAAAGCUCAUGAGCUAGUGCACACAGGGGAGAAGCCGUACCACUGCUCCCAGUGUGGCACGUGUUUUAGCCAGUUAGUGAAUCUGAAACGACAUGAGCUAGUACACACAGGGGAGAAGCCAUACCACUGCUCCCAGUGUGGCAAGUGUUUUGACCGGUUAUGGACUCUGAAACAACAUGAGCUAGUGCACACAGGGGAGAAGCCGUACCACUGCUCCCAGUGUGGCAAGUGUUUUAACCAGUUAUGGACUCUGAAACUACACGAGCUAGUACACACAGGGGAGAAGACAUACCAUUGCUCCCAGUGUGGCAAGUGUUUUAACCAGUUAUGGACUCUGAAACAACAUGAGCUAGUACAUAAAGGGGAGAAGCCAUACCACUGCUCCCAGUGUGGCAAGUGUUUCAAACAUUCAGGGGAUCUGAAAAAACAUGGAAGAAUACACACAGGGGAGAAGCCUUACCACUGCUCCCAGUGUGGUAAGUGUUUUAGCCAGUUAGGGAAUCUGAAACGACAUGAGCUAGUACACACAGGGGAGAAGCCAUACCACUGCUCCCAGUGUGGCACGUGUUUCAAACAUUCAGGGGAUCUGAAAAAACAUGGAAGAAUACACACAGGGGAGAAGCCGUACCACUGCUCCCAGUGUGGCAAGUGUUUCAAACGGUCAGGACACCUGAAAGCUCAUGAGCUAGUACACACAGGGGAGAAGCCGUACCACUGCUCCCAGUGUGGCAAGUGUUUCAGCCGGUCAGGACACCUGAAAGCUCAUGAGCUAGUACACACAGGGGAGAAGCCGUACCACUGCUCCCAGUGUGGCAAGUGUUUCAAACAUUCAGGGGAUCUGAAUAAACAUGGAAGAAUACACACAGGGGAGAUGCAUUACCACUCCUCCCAGGGUCUAACAUCCCUGACCAUGAGCUCACUAAACUACUCCCUUGCUAAUGAAGAGGAGGUCUGCUUUACGGAGAAAGAAUCUUUCAGAAUGAAAAAGGAGGAAGAGGAUGUUGUUAUAGUGAAAGAAGAGUACGAACCUUUUAGAGAGGAAGAGGAUGCUGUCUCAAUAAAGGUGAAGAAGGAAGACGUUUUGGGAGUGAAAGAUGAGGAGACAGAAGAUCCGAUUAACACCAGAGAGAGACAUGACUAUGGUGGAUCCUCUGGGGAGCCUCAACAACAUCCUGAUGCUGACGAGGAAGAGAAGAGUCUCUCCAGAUCAGAACACCAGAUGGACAACGCUAGUCCUUCCUCCCUCCCGGAGUCCCUGUGUCUUGCCUCUCCCGGUCGCACCUUACUGCUGGGUAUGAAGAGGUUGUCUGUGCUGCUGGUGGACUGCAGGAAAACAACAGGGCUGAGUGGAACUGUGAGAGGAGGAGAAGAGAAGAAAGGAUCAGAUUUGACUCAUCAAAGAGAAAGACUAGACUCAGAGGAACCAGAGCCAGAGCCAGGGACGUCCAAACCAGCAAGAAGACACCAGUGCUCCUACUGUGGAAUGGGUUGUAACUGGUUAGGGGACCUGAAACAGCAUGAGAGAAUACACACCGGGGAGAAGCCUUACCACUGCUCGCAGUGUGGUAAGUGUUUCAGUCGGUCAGGGGUUCUGAAAAAACACGAAAGAAUACACACAGGGGAGAAGCCUUACCACUGCUUGCAGUGUGGCAAGUGUUUUAACCAGUCAGGGGACCUGAAACAACAUGAGAGAAUACACACAGGGCAGAAGCCUUACCACUGCUCCCAAUGUGGAAAGUUUUUCACCUGGUCAGGGAAUCUGAAACAACACAAGAGAAUACACACAGGGGAGAAGCCUUACCACUGCUCUCAGUGUGGCAAGUGUUUCAACCUGUCAGGGGAUCUGAAACAACAUGAGAGAAUACACACAGGGGAGAAGCCUUACCGCUGCUCCCAGUGUGGAAAGUGUUUCAACCAGUCAGGACACCUGAAAACUCAUGAGCUAAUACACACAGGGGAGAAGCCUUACCACUGCUCCCAGUGUGGCAAGUGUUUCAAACGGUCAGUUGAUCUGAAAAAACAUGAAAGAAUACACACAGGAGAGAAGCCUUACCACUGCUCCCACUGUGGAAAGGGUUGUUACCGGUUAUGGGACCUGAAACAACAUGAGAGAAUACACACGGGGGAGAAGCCUUACCACUGCUCCCAGUGUGGAAAGUGUUUCAGCCUGUCAGGACACCUGAAAGCUCAUGAGCUAACACACACAGGGGAGAAGCCUUACCACUGCUCCCAGUGUGGCAAGUGUUUCAACCGGUCAGGGGAGCUGAAACGACACGAGAGAAUACACACAGGGGAGAAGCCUUACCACUGCUCCCAGUGUGCAAAGUGUUUUAACAAGUUAUGGGGCCUGAAACAACAUGAGAGAAUACACACAAGGGAGAAGCCUUACCACUGCUCCCAGUGUGGAAAGUUUUUCAGCUGGUCAGGGAAUCUUAAAAGACAUGAGAGAAUACACACAGGGGAGAUGCAUUACCACUCCUCCCAGGGUGCAAAACAUUUGCCCAUUUACCCUCCCAAACCUCUCUACAACAUCCCCAACAAACACCUUCACAACCCUCCCAAACCUCUCUACAACAUCCCCAACAAACACCUUCACAACCCUCUCUACAACAUCCCCAACAAACACCUUCACAACCCUCCCAAACCUCUCUACAACAUCCCCAAACGUCUCUACAACAUCCUGACAUCUGGAGAUAUCAGUGGUCACUCUUCAUCAAGAGCAGUUCCACUCAGCCCCGUUGUUUUCCUGCAGUCCACCAGCAGCACAGACAACCUCUUCCUACCCAGCAGUAAGGUGCUACCGGAAGAGCUAACAUCCCUGACCAUGAGCUCACUAAACUGCUCCUCCCUUGCUAAUGAAGAGGAGGUCUGCUGUUUGGAGAAAGAAUCUUUCAGAAUGAAAAAGGAGGAAGAGGAGGCUGUUAUAGUGAAAGAAGAGAACGAACCUUUUAGAGAGGAAGAGGAUGCUGUCUCAAUAAAGGUGAAGAAGGAAGACGUUUUGGGAGUGAAAGAGGAGGAGACAGAAGAUCUGAUUAACACCAGAGAGAGACAUGACUAUUAUGGAUCCUCUGGGGAGCCUCAACAACAUCCUGAUGCUGACGAGACAGAGAAGAGUCUCUCCAGAUCAGAACACCAGAUGGACAACGCUAGCCCUUCCACCCUCCCGGAUUCCAUGUGUCGUGCCUCUCCCGGUAGCACGUUACUGCUGGGUAUGAAGAGGUUGUCUGUGCUGCUGGUGGACUGCAGGAAAACAACGGGGCUGAGUGGAACUGUGAGAGGAGGAGAAGAGAAGAAAGGAUCAGGUUUGACUCAUCGAAGAGAAAGACCAGGCUCAGAGGAACCUGAGCCAGGGACGUCCAAACCAGCAAGAAGACACCAGUGCUCUUACUGUGGAAAGGGUUUUAACCAGUUAGGGACCCUGAAACAACAUGGGCUUGUACACACAAGGGAGAAGCCUUACCACUGCUCCCACUGUGGCAAGUGUUUUAAGCGUUUAGGGAACCUGAAACGACACGGGCUAGUACACACAGGGGAGAAGCCAUACCACUGCUCCUGGUGUGGAAAGUGUUUCAGCCGGUCAGAAAUCCUGAAAGCCCACAAGCUCGUACAUACAGGGGAGAAGCCUUACCACUGCUCCCAGUGUGGAAAGUGUUUCAGCCAUGCAGCGAGUCUGAAAUACCACGAAAGAAUACACACAGGGGAGAAGCCUUACCACUGCUCCCACUGUGGCAAGUGUUUUAAGCGUUUAGGGAGCCUGAAACGACAUGGGCUAGUACACACAGGGGAGAAGCCAUACCACUGCUCCUGGUGUGGAAAGUGUUUCAGCCGGUCAGAAAUCCUGAAAGCCCACAAGCUCGUACAUACAGGGGAGAAGCCUUACCACUGCUCCCAGUGUGGAAAGUGUUUCAGCCAUGCAGCGAGACUGAAAAACCACGAAAUAAUACACACAGGGGAGAAGCCUUACCACUGCUCCCAGUGUGGCAAGUGUUUCAACCGGUCAGGAAUCCUGAAAGCCCAUGAGCUAUUACAUACAGGGGAGAAGCCUUACCACUGCUCCCAGUGUGGCAAGUGUUUUAACCGGUCUGGGAACCUGAAACAACACGAGAGAAUACACGCACGAGAGAAGCCUUACCACUGCUCCCAGUGUGGAAGGAGUUUUUACCAUAAAAACAGCCUGAACCAACAUGAGAAAAUACACAGAUGGGAGAUGCAUUACCACUCCUCCCGGGUGCAAAGCUUUUGCCCAUUUAGGAAGCCUGAAAGAACACGAGACACAGAGGAGAAUGCUAACAAAAGCUUAGACUUUGGGAGAACAUAUUACUCAUAACAAUCAUUUAAACGUCAUAAGAGAAUCCACACAGGAGAGAGAAAUUACUUCUCUUAGCGUGUAUGUUGAUAUUUCACAUCUCGUUUUUUCUUACAAUUCAUCAGAGAACAUACACAGUGCUCCCGUUGUCUUAUAUUGUUGCCUAUAAUGUGUUGACCUGUUUUUACCAGAUGAAAUUGCUUCUUCCAAUUAUUGAUAAACAUGUACCUGUUAUGAAACUGACUGUUAGAUAUGUUAAGGUUCCAUGGAUUGAUGAGGAAUUUAAAAACUGUAUGCUUGAAAGAGUUGGGGCAAAAGGAGUGGCUAAUAAGUCUGUCUGGCUGUUUUAUGUACUGCAAAUUGAGAAAUUAUGUGACCAAACUCAACAAAAAUAAUCAACUUUAUUAUGAAGCCAAGAUCAAUGAUAUAAAGAAUGAUGGAAAAAAAACUUGUAGAAAAACAUCAUGAAAGAAAAGCAGUGCAAGUAUUGAAUUUUGUAAAGUUAGUGUGGGAGAGGUGGAACUACCCAAGAGUGGUAAAGCGGCCUUUACUGGUUCUAACAGCAGACCUAUAAGCUUGCUGCCAGCUCUUAGCAAACUGUUGGGAAAAAAAUGGUUUGAACAAAUACAAUGCUAUAUUUCUGUCAACAAAUGAACAACAUACUUUCAGCAUGCUUAUAGAGAAGGGCACUCAACAUGUACUGCACUGACACAAAUGACUGAUGAUUGGUUGAGAGAAAUUGAUAACAAGAAGAUUGUGGGAGCUCUAUUGUUAGAUUACAGUGCAGCCUUUGAUAUUAUUGACCAUAACCUGUUGUUUAUUAAGAAUGUUUGUGCUAUGGCUUUUCAACCUCUGCCAUAAUGUGGAUUCAGAGCUAUCUAUCUAAUAGAACUCAGAGGGUUUUUAAUGGAAGCUUCUCUAAUGUCAAACAUAUGAAGUGUGAUGUACCGCAGGGCAGCUCUCUAGGCCCUCUACUAUUUUCUAUUUUUACCAAUGGCCUUCCACUGGCAUUAAACAAAGCAUGUGUGUCCAUGUAUGCUGAUGAUUCAACUAUAUAAUCACCAGCAACCAUAGCUAUUGAAGUCACUGAAACCCUUAACAAAGAGUUGCAGUCUGUUUUGGAAUGGGUGGCCAGUAAUAAACUGGUCCUGAACUUCUCUAAAACUAAGAGCAUUGUAUUUGGUACAAAUCAUUCCUCAAGUUCUAGACCUCAGCUGAAUCUGGUAAUGAAUUGUGUGGCUGUUGAACAAGUUGAGGAGACUAAAUUACUUGGCAUUACCUUAGAUUGUAUACUGUCAUGGUCAAAACAUAUAGAUUCAAUGGUUGUAAAGCUGGGGAGAGGUCUAGCCAUAAUAAAGAGAUGCUCUGCUUUUUUGACACUACUCUCCACAAAGCAAGUUCUGCAUGCUCUAGUUUUGUCUAAUCUUGAUUAUUGUCCAGCCGUGUGGUCCAGUGCUACAAGGAAAGACCUAGUAAAGCUGCUGCUGGCCCAGAACAGAGCGUCUGUCACGCCCUGGCCAUAGAGAAGCUUUUAUUCUCUAUUUUGCUUAGGCCAGGGUGUGACUAGGGUGGGCAUUCUAUGUUAUUUUUCUGUGUUUUUGUAUUUCUUUGUUUUUGGCCGGGUAUGGUUCUCAAUCAGGGGCAGCUCUCUAUCGUUUUCUCUGAUUGAGAACCAUACUUAGGUAGCUCUUGCCCACAUGGGUUUUGUGGGUAGUUGUUUUCUGUCUUUGUGUGUCUGCACCAGACAGAACUGUUUCGUUUGUUCCGCUUUGUUGUUUUUGUUCUUGUGUUCAGUUUCUUUAUUAAAUCUACCAUGAACACGUACCACGCUGCACCUUGGUCCUCUUCACCUUCUUCUACCUAUGACAACCAUUACAGCGGCACGUUUUGCUCUUAAUUGUAAUCAGAAGGCUGAUAUAAAUACUAUACAUGCCAGUCUCUCUUGGCUAAGAGUUGAGGAGAGACUGACUAUAUCACUUAUUUUUAUAAGAAACGUGAAUGUGUUGAAAAUCCCAAAUUGUUUGCAUAGUCUGUAAUGGAAUUCUGCCCUAUGUGCACAGAAGAGACCACAGGAAAACUAAUUCAAUCAGAGGUUAGUUUGUUUAAUAAGUAUUGCAACCCAGAGUUUACACUUACAGCAAUUUGCAAGCAAGACACUCAGUUCAAAAGAUGGUGUUUUCCCUUUUUAUCCCCUACUGAGGAUCACCCCGCCCAGGCUGAUGUCCCUUAACUUUAAUACCAUGUAAGUUUGUGUGUAUGCAUUGAUAUGUAGGCUACGUGUGCCUGUUACAAAAUGUAUGUAGUUUUGUCCUUGAGCUGUUCUUGUCUAUUGAUGUGCUGUAUUAUGUGUCAUGUUCUGUGUGGACCCCAGGAAGAGUAGCUGCUGCUUCUACAACAUCUAAUGGGGAUCCUAAUAAAAUACCAAACUCUGUUAUUCUCUCUGAGCUCAGAAAUAAAGA
This is a messenger RNA of Oncorhynchus masou masou (cherry salmon), 7748 nucleotides long. Its product is annotated as zinc finger protein 729-like. Lineage: Eukaryota; Metazoa; Chordata; Actinopteri; Salmoniformes; Salmonidae. The record is from RefSeq and is a predicted model, not a curated record. Bases 199 to 5310 code for a protein of 1703 amino acids. The transcript is spliced from 14 exons.